Hypanus sabinus (Atlantic stingray) is the source of this 3382-nucleotide messenger RNA. RefSeq names its product chromosome 7 C11orf96 homolog (gene c7h11orf96). The coding region runs from base 83 to 451 and encodes 122 amino acids. The record is from RefSeq and is a predicted model, not a curated record. NCBI's taxonomy places the organism in Eukaryota, Metazoa, Chordata, Chondrichthyes, Myliobatiformes, Dasyatidae. The transcript has a single exon.
GGGUCGAAGUCUGUAUAAAUGGUGUCUCCAGUGCCCACUGAGUCAAAGUUGCGGCAACUCGCCGAGGGUGAAGGCGGUGCGGAUGGCAGCGGGCAAGCAGGGCGAAGUGGCCGGAAUCAGCACCAGUUACCAGGCGGUGAUGCCAAGCUACGCCGGGAUAACGGAGGAAUUCCCGCAGUCGCUGCGGCGCCAGCUGCAGAAAUCCAAGCUGAAGCAGAGGCGACCCCGGGAAGCCAGGUUCAAGACGCAGCCGGUCACCUUCGAUGAAAUCCAGGAGGUGGAGGAGGAAGAGGUCUCGGCUCUGGAGGAGGAGAAAGCCAAGAAGUCGUUCCUGCAGUCGCUUGAGUGUCUCCGGAGGAGCGCUCAGAACUCCCGUGCCCAGAAGGCAACUUUAAGCAACUCAAAGCUGAGGUACAGCUUGGACUCGAGCGACUCGGAUUCCGCCCACUGAUCGCCGGGGCACCGAACCGCCCCUUAAAAGUACUGUGCUUCAUAAUGAAGUUUUAAAAAGCUGUAUUUUGUAAAAAAAAAUCUAUUUUCAAAGGAGAAACCUUUACGCAUCGAUGGGCACAAACCAGGAAUAAAUACUGAUGAGAGAUGUUGCUCUGUGCUUGGAUGUUUGGUGGUGGUUGAUAAAGGCUGUUCGCGGAAUCUUGCUUCUGCCCAAGUCACGAAGAACGCAGUGUUGGAAAGGGAACGGCCCAUUCCUUUAUUGGACACCAGUGAAGUUGUGAUGAGGAUAUAAACGCAGCUCAACUGCAGUUUAACUGUUGUUUUUCUAUUCUGCUUUGAGAAUUAUUAAAAUGCAAGAUGCAAUUUUUCAGUAAAAUUCCUUUCUAUACCUUGUUGGAUUGCACUACAGAUGUUCCAAGCGUUAGCGAUUUAAUAGCUCGGCUCUUGCCAAAUUUCAUUUAUGUAAUGCUUUUAUUACUCAAAUCGGUAAUUUAUAUGUUUGUAUUUUGUGAAACAUGCAACAAAGCAAGAUUGUAACGCCUCGUGAUUAAUAAAAUUAGUGAACACUUGGUAUCUUACAAUGUUUUUUUUUGGACAAAAUGCUUGCUUGAGUAUCAGACCUCUCCGUUAGGUCAGCCUGUCACAAUUGGUGGAAUAGAUUUUGACCAGCGUCACAGGUUUGGGUUCCAUGCUUGUAAUCAGAUAAGAAUUUGUUUUCCUCUAAAGCAGUCAGUUAUAUCGUAUUAGACGGAUUUGCGCUUUCCACUCGGUGGGAAUAGAUAUUACAGUAUUAGAAAUGAAGCAUGUACUUCUGUUUCCCUUCGGGUCUGCGCAACGCACUCGACAACUUCAACUGCUCCUCUUUAAAUCACGUGUUUGUACUUCGUAUUGCAGCUUUCAGUAGCGGGGAGUUCUGUCACUAAGCGGUCUCACUCCUGGUAGCUUUGCUUGUUUAAUGUUACUGAGUACUUCAGGUGUAAGCAGACACCAGCAGGCCGAACGAGCUGUAAAAUUCUUAUGUAAGACUGAACCCACUGCAGUCUUUAAGAGGCGCGAUUACAACUAACUUGAAGCUGCAAAGCAUGUUUGGCACAUCGACUGCUCCAGUUUUGCUGCAAGGUGUCAGCCCCGCUACAUUUCUGAUUGAAAUGCGAUCGGAGUUGGUGCGACGGAACCAGCCACCCCCCAAUUAAAGUGGUUUCCAUAAAUAAUCGAUGCAAUGUUAGGUUGCUGCAGCCCCGCUAACGUAUUUUUUGCCAUUUAAAAAAAAACUCGUGUCAGUUAAUGAAGAAGAUUAGAUUUUUUCCCCCGAGUGACGAGCAUUCUAUUCCUAAUUUGGAUAGGCGCUGAAAACUCCAUCGCUUUCGCCGGGUCGCAAUGCUCGCUGACUGACGCCGGACAACGCGUACUGCGUCCGGCUGAGUGACUCCUCCUGCCCUUGUAGAUCACGCGGGACGAAGAGGUAGUCAUUUGGGGCGGUGAAAGCGGGAAUUGUAAUUUUCUAGAAUAUAAAUAUGCUGUAGGAACUGUAAACUCGCAACAUUUUUGAAAUGGUGCUUUUAAUUUGUGCCUGAAUAAAUCACAUAUAAUAGGUACGGUGGAAUAACGUGACUUGGGCAUGUUUAUAGUACAAUUUUUGAAGCUAUAUAGAGAGGUGGGGCUUGGCGGCAUAUGGGCCAAAUUUGAAUUAAAUGUGUGGUCGGUAUACACUUUUUGGGCCGAAGGGCCUGUAUCCAUUCUUACGACUAUGAUUACAUAACGAGUAAAACAAAAUCACAAAAAUACUCCACUUCUUUCAAGUGAUCAACUGUCAACAUGUUACUCAGCUAAUGUUCUAUGGAUUUCUACUGUAUUGUUUUUGUAUGUAAUCCGUGUGUAUAUUAAAAAAAACUUAAUGCCCGUAGAAAAAUUGGAAUCAUCCUGCGAUUGUAAAAGGUCAUAUGAGAAUGUAGGGUUUUAUUAUUUAAAUCCUUACAGAUGCAGUCCUGAGUAAUGAUAUAUAAUGCCCCAGAUUUUAUAGAUGCAAUAAUGAUCAAAGACUCUUAAGCUGCUGGCGGUGAUUCAGAUUCUUCUACAAGCUCUGUUUUGCAGUCAAAUGGGGGAAAUGUUAAAUUUAUGUAAGCUUAUGGUAUUUAUGAACUAGUUUUACAAUGCCAUAUGGAGAAUGCUGGGAUCUGUGUUUUAAUAGUGUUCUAAGUUUUAACGCCUUCCACAUUCUCUAGCUGUAAGUUCUUUUUUAUGUAUGUGGAUUGUAGUUCUUUCUGAUUAAAUAUUAAAAAUAUUUCAGAUUUAUUUUUAACUUAUAGUUCAGUUGUGUUAAUUAUGAGUAAAUUACAAACUUGGUAUUCUAAAAUUUUUAAGUGUGUUUAUUGUUUUUAAAAGCUUGUGAGAGUUUGUACAUUUGUUGUUGACUGUCGGGGCAGAUAGAUAACAGGAGCUGCCCCAGAGGCUACAGAACCCUUUGAACUCAUCAUUCAGUAAGAUUUGUACUUUGUUAGGUAAAGAGGAUUUUGUUUCACAGCUGACCAUAGAGUAUCAUUUGUGAACAAACUCAUUAGAACCGUCAGAUUACAUGUAUUUGAUAAACUAGUUUAAAAACAAAAAAAAGGAAAAUAAAUCUAAGCUACAUUGAAAGGCUGUGUCCAUCAUUAAGGACCCCCAUCACCCAGGACAUGCCCUCUUCUCAUUGUUGCCAUCAAGGAGGAAGUACAGGAGCCUAAAGGCACGCACUCAAUAUUUUAGGAACAGCUAUCAGCUACCUUCUGCCAUUAAAUUUCUAAAUGGACAAUAACCAUGUAACCCACAUCACUUUUUCUUUUCUUUUUUUGCUCUUUUUGCACUACGUAAUUUAUAGUUUUUAUUAUGUAUUGCAAUGUACUGCAGUCAAAUAAAUUUCACAAUAAACUUUACUUCUGAUUUUGUCUUAGCA